GGUCAGCCAGGAGACACGCGCGUGGGCAGGUCACAACACUUCCCUCCCUGUAAGGUGUAGCUGUCUUGUCUGCCCUAUGAAGCGUGAAGGCUCCAGUGUCAGGAUGAUAGAGCCAGCACAUGCACAGCUACGUUGUUAUAAAGCAUUCUCCAAAAAUCGCAGAAACACACUUUUGACUGAACAACAUGUACAGUUCAGGCAUAUGCAGCCUGACUACUCCCAGUUGCAGUUGAGACCAAGUUGCAAAGAAAAUAAAAGAAUGACAGUCUUACAGGACAUUAAGCCCGGUGAGGUGUCAGUUAAUUAUGAUGAAUUGAAAAAAAAAGAAUUGCUUGAUAAACAUUAUAAUUUGAAAAGCAGUGGAAAUUUGUUUGAGUGUCAUCCAUCGAUAUCAAAGACCUGGGGAUUUUGUAAAAAGCAGUUGAAAGACAGGAAUACUCCUGGGGAUUUUAAAAUGGAACCCAAUUAUGAAAACAUAGUAUCAUCCCCAGAACCCCGUGAGUGCUUAUGGUCUGAGGAAGAUUGUCACAAAUGGAGAACUGCAAGGGAAGAAAAACUUGAUGGAAAAUUGGAGGAAGGACAGUUUGAUUUGUUAAGUGUUAUCGAGUGUGAUUGGGGAACUUAUUCAUUCAAACAGAACUUGAAAUGUGAAUUGAAAUCCAGUCUAGAUUCUGGUAACAAAACAAAAACUUUGCAGCCCACCUCAUCUUGCCAGGAAAGUGUGGUUGUUUUGGAGUGUUUGCCUGCUCUCCAGAAUGUGCUUAAUAUUGAAAUUGUUACAAAUAAAAAAUUGAAGCUCUACUACAAAGAGAGGUGCAAGUAUGUCUACUUGAACUCGCCAGCUCUUUUAAAAAGGAAAUACCUUAAAACCUGUCACUAGACUCCUAUGGUAUUAUUUGCAAGGUCAUUGAUGCUGAGGACUCCAGCAUCUACGCCAGCCGUGAGGUCAACCCUGGAGAAUUGAUCCGUCAGGAUGGACUACCACACCACACCCUGGGCACACAGGGUGUGGUGUGAGUUAAAGUUGCUGACUUCUGGGAUGACAUCAACACCAACUCUUGCAACCGAACUUGACCAGUCCCUGAACUGGGGAUGAAUGGGAACAUGCCAAUCGGUCUCAUAGGUCCAGGGACAAAAUCCAAGAAGCCAGCUGUAACACCAAGCAGACCAGAGAUAAGUAGCUCAUCUAGAAAGUGGGACAGGCAGUUAAGUAACUGAAGUCUGCACGGUCCUGAAUGUUCCACAGGUUUGACAAGUUCCACUUGGGGAUCGGGAACAAAUAGGACAACUACCGCAGAGUGGGGGUUAACCCGACGACUACAGCAUCCAACCACUGCACAUUGGCGGAUAGGAACUGUGGGUUAGACACCUAGUGGCACUCAGCCCCUAUCAGCGGGUUAUCUGUCUAAUGACCAAGUGGAUUCCUUCAGGGUCUCUUAUUUCUGUAUUUUGAUUUGUUAGUUUGUUUUGGUCUUACUCUGCAUUCUUGGCCUUCUCUUAAUCUAAGUGAUCUUAACAGGCGGCCAGGUUUUGGCUUCAAGUGUGGAAGGUUUACAACAACUCGGAAGGGCCUGGUGUGAAUCAAAUUGGACUUUGUUCCGUGGGAGCCAUUUACUCAGUGUCUCGGCCUCAACAUCAACCCUCAUGUAUCUCGGCCUCAACAUCAACCCUCAUGUAUCUCGGCCUCAACAUCAACCCUCAUGUAUCUCGGCCUCAACAUCAACCCUCAUGUAUCUCGGCCUCAACCCUCAGUUAACAUCACUAAACUCGCCUAAACGUGGUGAGUACUCAUAUUAAAUAGUAUUUAUUGUCACUAAUAUAAUAUUUUGUGUUUUGUUUAAAGUAUCUAUGAAGCUAUAAUGCAUUAUGUACUUGUGUACAUAAAACUAUUAUUUUUGGUGGCUGGGAGGAUUCAACCAAAUGUCUUAAUUAAAGAGUACAUAUCCAAUCACGAUUGGAACCGAAGUAACUGGAUUGGAGGAUGUCAAGUGGUCUAGAAAAUUACUUUUCUCGUUUGGUUCAUUAAUCUGAAUAUUAUAUUAUUGCUGUACUGUAAUUCUAAUUUUGUGAAUUUGUUACAAAGACUUCUUUAGUUUUGCCUACAGCAAUAAGUUUGAUCAUAAAAUAUGGAAAUGGAUAUUACAUGAAAUGUCUAUUUACAUAUACAGUAUAUUUGUUUGAGUUGUAUAUCAACCCAUCUUCCUGUUUAGAUAAUAGGUACACUAAUGUGACGAUAGUCAAUAGUCACGAAUUUGUACGUACUUAGCUUUUAGAUAGUAUUAUACUAACUUGUAAGGAAUUCUUUUAAAAUAAAUGAAGCCAAAAAACAAACUUGAGUAUUCCUAGGCCUAGUAUAGCACACAUUUACUAUGUUAGGCCUCAUAUAUUGUGCAUUAGGCCUAGGAGGUUAGAUUAGUUACAAAAAGCAACAGAAGUUGAAAAUUAUUAGUUUUUCGAUUUGUCCAACUCAAUAGUUUAGAUUUCUACAUUCUAAUUUUGUUGUACGACGGUACAGUAUAUAUAUACUAUGGUCCUCAUCAUUACUAUAAGUACUGUACUACCAAAACUGGAGGAUUGGGGAGAUUAUAUUUAUAUAAUAU
Molecule: messenger RNA, 2600 nt
Organism: Procambarus clarkii (red swamp crayfish)
Lineage: Eukaryota; Metazoa; Arthropoda; Malacostraca; Decapoda; Cambaridae
Source: RefSeq, a predicted model, not a curated record